GUACCCUCCUGACAAGUACCCUGUCAUGGCAUUCAAAGGGGCACCUGCCAGCUUUCCUGUGGCACAGAGACACGUAAAGCUACACAAGUAUUUCCAGUGGUCAGAGACCAUAGAAAAAGAAGCUCAGGACUAUAUAAGUAAAACAUUCCAAGGCGAUUCAUUUAUUGGUAUUCAUCUAAGGAAUAAUGUUGACUGGGAACGUGCUUGUGAGCAUGCAGAUGGUCUUCCUACCUACAUGGCAUCACCACAGUGUCUGGGGUAUUCAGGGGUUGAUAGAAAAGUUACAGUGAAGAUGUGCUUUCCACCAAAAGAAGAAAUUCUCAGAUUGACCAAAAACAUUGUGAUAAAGACCAGGGCCAAGCAUAUUUAUGUAGCAACAGAUAAAAACCCUAUGAUUAAAGAAAUAGAAGAUCAUUUGAAACCACAAAAGGUAAAAGUACACCACCUUGACCCCUGGCUACCACAGAUAGAUCUAGCCAUCCUUGGACAGGCUGACCACACCAUCCUUAACUGUGUUUCUUCGUUUUCUGCUUUUGUGAAAAGAGAAAGAGACAUAAGUGACAAACCAAGUUCAUUUUGGGGAUUUAGCUGAGAUGCCCUGAAAAAAAGCAAUUUUUAAAAAAUUAGUUUCCAUCAUCUCUUUAAUAUUAUAUAUUUGGUGUGAACCAUUACUGUUACCAAGCGGGCACUUAAUUGCUAAACUGGUUUAUUUUUAGUGCAACUGUGUCAUGUAGAUCUGCUGGCUGUGAGCUGUUCAACCAAAUAUGCAAUAAUAUAUAUGGUUUUUGAAAAUAGCAGAAUACAGACAUGAUUUUUAAACUAUUGGCAAUAAAUAUUUUUAUACAUUUUUUAGUUUAUCCAUUUUAAAGAACACUCAAAGUACUGUCUUGAUGAUAUGCAGUAAGAUUUCAUGGAUGUAGCCUGCAGACGAAAUGUGUUUAUACUGGGUAUUUGAAUCUCCAGUUGCAUAGAUUGUCAUAUGGCUUGCUAUGGUUUUGUCCAAUACUGCAUAGUGUCAUUUUGAAGGUGAUGCCAAACAAAAACUUACAAGAUAAAGAAAAAGCUGCAAGGCCUGCAUAUCACUUCCAGCCAGUAAACAGAAAGAGUGUGUGAUGGCACGUGAAUUAAUGGAAAGUAUAUGCAACAGUGACCCACUUCAAGUAAAGGAAAGGAUGCAUGUUGUGUGCCAGGUCC
This is a messenger RNA of Lingula anatina, 1194 nucleotides long. Its product is annotated as GDP-fucose protein O-fucosyltransferase 1. The record is from RefSeq and is a predicted model, not a curated record. Gene Ontology annotation, cellular component: endoplasmic reticulum. Gene Ontology annotation, biological process: protein O-linked glycosylation via fucose; regulation of Notch signaling pathway; Notch signaling pathway. Lineage: Eukaryota; Metazoa; Brachiopoda; Lingulata; Lingulida; Lingulidae. Gene Ontology annotation, molecular function: peptide-O-fucosyltransferase activity.